AUGCCGUUCCGCUGGCUCUGCAUGCACGGAGGAGAAAUGAACUCCACCAUGUUCAAGAUCCAGCUGGCACCUCUGAUGGUAGCCUUGCAAGCUGAGCAUGAUUGCGAGUUUGUAUUUCUUAACGCCACUUUUCCCGUGGAGCACUCUCGCGUCCCAGAUGCGGACUGCUACCCUGGAGGAUACUUUGUCUGGGUCCCAUUGUCAGAGGACACCAAUCGAGACAAACUCAAGCAAUGCCACCAGUACAUCCGCCACAACAUUGACAAACGGGGCCCUAUUGAUGGAAUUAUCGCCUAUUCGCAAGGAUCAUCGAUUGUCUGCGACAUGCUCGUGCGCGAAAUGGUAGAAAAGGUGGACAUUCUUGGUCCAUUGCGCUGUUGCGUCUUUUUUUCGGGCUACUGUCCCCCUCCUGUAUGGGGACCUGACGCUGGGCAUGACAAUGCGCCAGCUAGGCUCUCACCAAAAUCUCUUCCAGAUCCUAUUGCAGUCCCGUCGCUUCAUGUUCUGGGAUCGGAGGAUUUUACGCGCAGUGUGGCGCUGGAGAUGAAAGAAUUGUUUGAGGAGGACUCCGCGCGGCUGCUCGAAUUUGAGGGCGAUCACUGGAUCCCUUCUGAUCUGGCCUGGGUUAUGCAGAUCAAAAAUGAAUUGAAGGCGCUGAUGUGUUACGGGGAGUGA
Messenger RNA from Aspergillus costaricaensis CBS 115574, 675 nucleotides. RefSeq lists its product as uncharacterized. Bases 1 to 675 code for a protein of 224 amino acids. The record is from RefSeq and is a predicted model, not a curated record. NCBI's taxonomy places the organism in Eukaryota, Fungi, Ascomycota, Eurotiomycetes, Eurotiales, Aspergillaceae. The transcript is spliced from 4 exons. Gene Ontology annotation, cellular component: nucleus; cytoplasm.